This is a messenger RNA of Colletotrichum higginsianum IMI 349063, 1251 nucleotides long. Its product is annotated as Glycerophosphoryl diester phosphodiesterase. Lineage: Eukaryota; Fungi; Ascomycota; Sordariomycetes; Glomerellales; Glomerellaceae. The coding region runs from base 1 to 1251 and encodes 416 amino acids. The transcript has a single exon. The record is from RefSeq and is a predicted model, not a curated record. Gene Ontology annotation, biological process: lipid metabolic process. Gene Ontology annotation, molecular function: glycerophosphodiester phosphodiesterase activity.
AUGCACUUCAAGUCUGUCGUCGUCUCCGGUCUCGUGGCCGCUGCUGCCCGGCAAGCCGGCGCCUCCCCUUGCCCCAAGCCGCCGCCGACCUACAAGCCCAUCACCAGUAUCCAAUUGGGCCCGAGACCCUACUGGCUGGUCAACGACAUGGACGAGGGCCCUCUCAAGGAAAAGCUGCAGUCGUGCUCCGAGCAGCCCAUCAAGCCCUCCGAUUGGAGCAUUGGACACCGCGGCGGCGGUACGAUGUUGAUCCCCGAGGAGUCGAUCGAGUCCAACCUUGCUGGGGCCCGUAUGGGUGCUGGCGUCCUCGAAUGCGACGUCGCCUUCACCAAGGAUCGCGAGCUCGUCUGCCGCCACUCGCAGUGCGACUUGCACACGACGACCAACAUCGUCGCCAUCCCCGAGCUCAACGCCAAGUGCACCACCCCCUUCACCCCGGCCGGCAACGGGACUGCGGCCACCGCCAAGUGCUGCACGUCGGACAUCACCGUCGCCGAGUUCAAGACGCUCUGCAGCAAGAUGGACGGCUUCAACGCCUCGGCCACCAACCCCAAGGACUUCCUUCUCGGAACCCCUCGAUACCGUACCGACCUGUAUGCCACCUGCGGCACCGUCAUGACCCACAAGGAGCAUAUCGCCAUGACCAACGAUUUGGGCCUUAAGUUCAGCCCCGAGCUCAAGCUGCCCGAGGUUGAGAUGCCAUUCGAGGGAGACUACACCCAGGAGCAGUACGCCCAGCAGCUCAUCGACGAGUACAAGGAGGCCGGCGUCGCGCCCGAGCGCGUCUGGCCCCAGUCCUUCCACUACCCCGACGUCCUCUACUGGCUCAAGGCCGAGCCCACGUUCGGCAAGCAGGCCGUCCUCCUCGACGAGAACGGAGAUACGCCCGAGACCUUCCCCUUGGCCGUCGGCAACCUGACCGAGUACGCCGCUGCCGGCGUCAAGAUCAUGGCGCCCCCCCUGUACUAUCUCGUUAGCGUCGAGGACGGCAAGAUCGUGCCCAGCAGUUACGCCAUCAAGGCCAAGGAGCUGGGCCUUAACAUCAUCUCGUGGUCCCUCGAGCGUUCGGGUUUCUUGGGCGAUGGCACCAAGGGCGGAUACUACUUCACCUCGGUCGCCAACGUCACCAACAACGACGGCGAUGUCUACAACCUGCUGAACGUCCUGGCCCAGGAUGUUGGUGUCUUGGGAGUCUUCUCCGACUGGAGUGCUACCGUCACCUACUACGCCAACUGCUUUGGUCUGUUCUAG